Molecule: messenger RNA, 1329 nt
Organism: Diatraea saccharalis (sugarcane borer)
Lineage: Eukaryota; Metazoa; Arthropoda; Insecta; Lepidoptera; Crambidae
Source: the annotation of a GenBank genome assembly
UGAAUUAGGGAAUUUUUCUAUUCGGAUAUGUUUCAGAGAUGUUCAUUUAAUUAGUAUUAAUUAAUACUCAACUAAUUAUAAUAAAAUUAAAAAAUCAUUUGCAACUGUCGAUGAUGGUAUCAUGGACUAUUUCGAAGCCAGAAAGGCUAAACUUAAAAAAAAAAACUGAAGACAUAGAGGAUCCUAAACGAAUGUUUUUACUAAGCUUACUACCAGACAUGAAAGCAAUGUCCGAUAGUCAGACGAGAACCUUCAAGCGAAGAGUGCUGACUUUGACACCGCCACAUCAAGUCGCAACCUAUAAUGCUGAAAAACAAGGUGCUUUUCUCUCUACGCAAGAGCUGCCGGUAUCAAAUGAACAGCAAGCCACACCAGCAUAUAAUAAUCACAUUUUGUCAUACUAUGAAUCAGUACCAUUUCUAAUUAAUACAAAAGAACAGAAUUAAAAGUGCAUUAACGAAUAAAAUAUUAAUUUGUGACUAACAGCCGCACUCAGAGAUGUUCAUUUAAUUAGUAUUAAUUAAUACUCAACUAAUUAUAAUUAAAUUAGUUAAUUGUACUUACCUCCCAGAGACGAAAUUUAACGGUCCGUUAGUUAAUUAUAGCUUUAAGUAAUAAUAGGACGGUGCAUAUUAUCGAAACGCAUGUCGAUACAGUGUAGUAUUGCCACACGCAUUAAGUCAUUGAAAUAAUGUUUGGGUAAAGUAGUUUUUACACCCAAAUAUUUAUAUUUUCCAUUAUAGUUGAAGUAAUUUACGUAAAUUCUUGUUGUUUUCACUUAAAAUAUGUACAAAUGAAAUAAAUAAAACUAAACAAACUAACAAUUCGAUGAUUUUUGAAUACGGCGACACCGAACGCUAUUGUCAUUGUCAAACUAACAUUUAAAAUUGAAAAUUUGUGUUUUUGUUUACGUUCGUGUUAAAUGAGUUAUUUUAUUUAUAUUUGGAAUUAUCUGGAUUAAUAAUGAUAAGUACCAUUAUUUGCAUAUUAUCAAUAAAUAAAAAAUACACUCGUGUUAAAUCCAACUUUUAAUUUUAGAAAGAUAUUCACAAUUAAUUACAAUGUUCUACUAAACAUCUGUGAUCUUUGAUAACAAUAUAAAUAUUUUAUUCUAUUUUAGCAUGUGAAGAUGUUAUAGAAAUGCAUACAGCAACCUCUAAAGGCAGCAAUUAUGAACUUGCUGAGAAACGCAAACCAUCGGAUUACAUUCGAAAAGAAGGAGUUCAACGGUUAAAAUACUUUGAAAUAAAGAAGGAAAUUGAACUCCAAAUAUUAAAAGCAAAGGUUCGUACUUGUUUGCAUUUUUUAAUACCUACAUUAACAUUAUAA